UACACGCGCAUACUUAGGUAUAUAGUACAUAUUUAUAAAAACGUUUGUGUUUUUUGUUGUCCGCACGUACUCGCGCGCCUCCUAACUUGAAUUAAAAAAUUGUUUGUUGCGCACGAAAAGCAUAUUUACAUUCAAAUAUUUAUUGGACAACAGCAACAACAACAACAACAACAAACACGCCAAAUACCCACACAGUUAAAAGUGACUUCCAAAGUACGCAAUUUGUGUAUAUAGACGAUGAACAUCUUAUAUACCCCCAUAAAUAUUUAGUCAAGAAUUUAAAAAUAUUGCGUUGCAUUUUUUUGUCGCUUUUUAAAAACAAAAACAUUGUUUAUUCUUUAGUUGAAAGUGAAAGCAGCGUCUAUGAGAUGUUGUUGCCGGCACGUUUAAAAUAUAUUUUAAGAAAAUAAAAUGGAUAAAACGCAAGACAAGUUAUGCUAAUCAUACACACGGAUCAUAAGACAUAGCAGAUGCAAAAGAAAUAAAUUCAGUAACGUAACGGCAUUAAAUUGAAAGCAAAAUGCGGGCCAAAAGUUUUUAAACUUUUGCCCAACUAAGACCCACACGGAUAAAUACGGAUCGUACUGGAUAAUAACGGAUAGAAAUUGUUAAUUUAUUAAUUGAUGAGUUUCGAUGAGAAACAAUUGUGCUGCUUACAACAAAGUCGCUAAAAUGCGUCUCCAACAACGGUAUAGCAGCCCGGCAACACAAACGAUUGGCAACAACAGCAGCAGCAACAACAACUCUAGCAGCAGUCGUAAUAAUAAAACUAACAAUCAGCGUGCGAAGAAGCUGAGCCACAACAAUAACAACAACAACACCCUUGCUAACGGCAACAACAAAUUGCGUGCAACAAAAAACGACAACAACGCCACAAUGCGAACCACAUUGGUAGUAAAUACACCAUUCAACAACCAUCCCAUGUCGGUGGAAGACUUACCCGUGCAGGAGGAGACGACGACGGAAGUCGAGCUUCGCACCACAGCCUCCUCGCAUUUCCGGCUUUUCAACACCCUGCGCAGUAGUUCGACUUCGGCCAUGCUGGUCGAUCCCGGACUUUCGAAUAUGUUGUGUACCAGACCCCGCACCUUAAACGUUAACAACUUCUGGCAGACGCCGCCACACACAACAGAAAUAUUCAUUAGAGAACUCUUAGAUGUAUGGCGAGCCAAAGCACAUUGCAAUGUGGUGCCAGAAGGGCGUACACAAGAGCUCUUUCAGGAAAUGAGUUUUCAUCCCAGCCAGGCACAGAUUAUCGAAAUGUUGCAAACGGCGAAGAAAGUUUCCCGCAAAAGCAAGGGACAGAAUAAUGGUCUAACAGUGGGACAAUUUUUUGUAUUGGCUGCGGAUUUGAAGCGUUUUCGCGCUCCAACGAUUUCGAAUGCACUGAACUUCUGUGAAUUUAAUUGCACAAAAACCUCAAGCCCUCUAUUACAACAAGUAGAUGAUGUCAGCCAAGAAGCGAUUAAUGAAUCUAGCUCCAAUAUAACUACAAAACUGCAACCCGCUACAAAAAAGAGUUCAACCAACUCAUCGUCCUCUUCGACAUCUUCAUCGCCAUCGUCAUCGUCUUCGUCCACCAGCAACUCAACAGCAACGUCUAAGAACACGCAUUAUAAUAUCAAAAAGCCCGAGAAUUAUGGCACGGAACUCCGCAGUACAAAAUCUUUUAGCAGUGUCGAUGACACGAAAAAGAAAAAGAAUUCCAUCAACGAGCCUGUCGAGGUCUUUCUCGGCGGCUCCUGCAAUCCCACCACUUGGAGAGCAGAUGUGGCUAUUCCCGCGCUUAAAAGAUAUGGCAUUUCAUUCUAUAACCCUCAAGUAUCCGAUUGGACGCCCGAUCUCAUUGAACUCGAGCAUCGUGCCAAGGAGAAGGCCCGUGUACUAUUCUUUGUUAUGGAUUCGGAAACUCGCGCAUCUGCUGGUGCCAUCGAGGCGGCACAUAUAGCGGGUCAAAACUGCAAGCAGCUCGUGUUGGUCUUACAUCCGUAUAAACCCAAUCAGAAGAUACUGAAUGAGCCUCUGUCGCAGCAAGAAUACCUCGAUUUAAAUCGAAAUCAGUUGAUACUUAAGGAGCUGGUCUCCCGUCGCGGCCUGCCAGUAUUGGACAAUAUACCAUCUGGUUUGCAGCGCACCAAGGAAAUACUAUCUGGCAUUAGGGAUCCACCGUCCAAAAUAUCUUCUAUAUUAAAUACCGUACGCGGCGCUUUCGAUCGCGUUAAUCCCCAAAGCGAACUACUCACUGUGGAACAGUGUAAACAAGCUCUCUUAUUCUUAGGCUAUGCUCAGAGUUUAGUUAAUAUAGAUAAUCUAACUAAGAUAAUAAUCAACCAACGCGAAUCAUUAAAACUGCUACAAACGCACAGUACAAAGGCAGGCGAGGAACAGCCAGUAUGCGAGCCCGCGCCCACAUUGCCAAAUCAUGAGCUCAUCGAUUUCGAUCUAUUCUGUGUCAUCUCGGCCUAUUUAUCCGUUCUGCAACAGGAAAUACACGAGAGUGGAUGCAUAUCGCCCAUCAAGGGAACGAAUGUGCCACCGCCGCAGGUUUAUUUUACAAAUGCUCCCGAUGUGGACAUCUACUACUCGGCCAGUAAAAACAUUUCGCGAACUUCGAGCAAUGCAAGCGUGCCAUCCAACAGCAGCAGCGGCAUCGGACACGAUCUGGAACGUCAAAAUAUCUUGGAGCAGCUGAGUCGCAGUCGGGAUAGUGGCACCUCUUCGCCACAGCCACAAUUGGAGCCGCUGAACAAACGCUUGGCCACCAAUUCAACGGCGCUAAGUAAAAAGCAACAGCCACAAAUAUUGUUAAAUGUCGAAUCGAUAGAGACAACCGAAAUAAUCACGACGAAGACUAUAGAAACAAAUGUGGCAGGAAGUGGCUCAGCUGCGACAGCUACUGGAACAGGGAUAGGGACCUCGACAGCCAAUAUUGGCGAGGAGGAGGAAAGCGACAGCAAUGAUUCGGUCUUCUCCAGCAGCAGUUCGAUAGCUAGUGCCGGCGAUAUUCUUUCCUGCAUCAGCAAUGGCUGGGACAUGCGCGAUGUCUACUUGGGUGGCAGCUGUGUUAUGCGCACCAAGUGGCGCCAAAAGUUCGCCGGUCCGUUUUUGCAAGCCAAGGGCAUCUCCUUCCAUAUACCCGCACUCCACGAGAGCAUACAGCAGGCCUACACCCAGGCCCAGACACAGGCGCAAGAGUCGUCCAACUCGGACAAUUUGCAGGAGCAACAGCAGCAACGUUCCUAUACGCGCACGCGUCGCAAGUGUCGGGGCAAUCAACUGCAGCUGGAGGAGGAGGAGGAGCUGACGGUCACUGAGGAUUCGCUCAGCUGGUCACUGCCAUCGGUUGCUGUGCGUCAGAGUCUAUAUAAUCCAGCCUUGCUCGACUCCAGUCGCGUACUGCUCUUCGUCAUCACCAAUGAGACCCGAUCGUUGGCGCCCAUGACGUUGGCGGCUCACUGCAUAGGCCUAAUGUACAAUGUCGUCUUGGCCGUCCAAAUGCUGCCGGACGAUUGUGUCUUGAAUGGGGAAAAGCUCACUCCGGCUGCCAUCAAGGACUACAAUCGUGGUCGCUCCUAUCUCAUCGACUUGGCCAAGCGUCAGGGUGUGCCCGUCUUCAAUGAUAUACAGGCGGCCCUCGACUGCACUGUUGCCAAAGUGCAGGCCAUUAACAAUCGCGAUCGUUGCUAAAUUAUUCGUACCUGCUUUCAGUUCCAGCACGUGACAAUUUAAGCUAAUACUAUGUAAUUGUUUUAUUUAGUGAAAUUUAUGUUUAUAUUUUCUAAACUCUGGACCAUAAAAACAAAUUACCUAAAAGUGUUUAAUUAAAUUAUAAUUUAGUCUAAAGUCAA
Scaptodrosophila lebanonensis is the source of this 3848-nucleotide messenger RNA. RefSeq lists its product as uncharacterized. Gene Ontology annotation, cellular component: plasma membrane. Bases 634 to 3687 code for a protein of 1017 amino acids. The record is from RefSeq and is a predicted model, not a curated record. The transcript has 9 exons. NCBI's taxonomy places the organism in Eukaryota, Metazoa, Arthropoda, Insecta, Diptera, Drosophilidae.